UCACCACUUUGCUUAUAAACAUGACAAAUAUUCAUUCCACAUCAUAUUUCUUCGAAAAAAAUACUUACGAUCGACUGACAGACACCAAUAUUAUUUGAUAAAUACUUAUUCUAUAUAAAACUUAGAAGAUUUGACUCGGUUGACAAUGUGUUUGCUUCUCUCCCAAUCUGAGCGAAAUUGCUCUUGAUCUCUACUCUGCUAAGCCUAAUCGCAUCCUAAGAUUCUCCAUUUGCUACCGAUAGGAGUGACGCCAUCAGAGAAAUGUAAACUCACGUUUUCAGAUAGAACGUCACGAAUUACUAUCGGAACAGUACGACGCGGUCAGAUUCCUCUCACUGCCAAAAAAUUAUAUUCUUUUCUAUAAAUAAAAUUUCUUGCGUCCCGAAGUAGGUAUAUGUAUAUUUUCGAAAAUGCCGAAUAUAAUUUAGUCUUAGUCUUAUAUAAGUUGUUAAGUCGCUCAUAUCGAUAUGAAAAGCAAAUUUAGUUAAUAAUACGUAGAUAUGAAUCGAAGAAACACGGUGGAGUUUCGUGCGUGAUAUUAAAACGGGUCGCCGCAUCGCAUCGCCCCUAACCGGAGACAAAUCAGUGCCUUUGUUUACUAGUUAACGCGAUGCUGCAAUGUCGGGGAAGUCGUGUACUAACCUUGACUAUCAAAACGUUCUAUUUCGAGCCGCAGCUGUUCCUCGUCCGCAUAAAGAAAAGGCGAGAAUCUGUAAAUCGCCUAAGCACAGUAACAAAGUGAAGAGUACACAAUCGAAUUACAACUUCGAUAUGGAUCAGUUCCAGAGCUGGGUCUCCACGUCCCUUUUCGACCGGAUCCCGAGCUACAGGCCGUCAUACCUAGUCGCAUCCUACCACAGUUUCAACGCCCACAAAAACAAGUUCUUUGAGCGGACCAAACAACUUACCACGGAAUACACCAGUAGCUUCAGCUUUGAAUCGCACUUCAUCGAAUGUUCGUUGCAGUUUAUCGGCCUCUGUAUCGUAAUCGUGCUAUUGAAACGAUUUUUAGGGAUCAACUUGAUUUCAAAUCGCAGCAAACGAUCCUUGUCGCGCGAAGAUCAAAUCCCUAGUGAAGAAUAUAACUUUCAGCUUUCGAAGACCCAGUCUGAAAUCGAACGGGAAAAUGUGGAAAGGCGUAACCAUAAACCGAACAAAUUCGCGAAAAAAGAUAUGAAAAAACGAAAAUGGCAAUCUGCAGGACCUAUUCUGCUCAUGCUAGCCGAAACCCGGCAGGAGUCAAAGUCUCCUAUUCGAAAUGAAGCUGUGAAUAGUGCGGCAAAGGAGGAACAAAUAGUUGAAUUAAUUAUAUCAGAACCAAGGGCGACAGUUAAUGUGACUGAAGAAGUGUAUCCCGAAUCGCCUGACAGUAGUCUUUACGGAUCAGAUGAAGAACAGGAAGAUGCCUCACAAUAUUGCCGAGGAGGAUAUCAUCCAGUUGUUAUUGGGGACGUAUUCGACAAUCGAUACAGAGUUGUGCGAAAACUUGGCUGGGGACAUUUUUCGACUGUGUGGCUAUGUCGAGAUAUCAUAGACGAAAAGUAUGUAGCCCUAAAAGUUGUAAAAAGUGCACCCCAUUAUACAGAGACUGCUGCGGAUGAGAUUUGCCUACUAGAAGCUAUUCGAAAUGCUGAUGCUGCAGAUCCCGAUCGUGAACGGAUUGUGCGACUGCUCAACCACUUCACAGUUCGGGGAGUCAAUGGGGUGCAUACAUGCCUAGUAUUCGAAGCUCUUGGAUGUAGUUUAUAUAAGUUAAUUGUUAAAAACAAUUAUCAAGGCCUCGCCAUUCCACAAGUCAAAAGUAUAAUUAAGCAAGUUCUCGAAGGACUGAAUUAUUUGCACGUGAAAUGUAGUAUCAUUCACACCGAUAUCAAGCCUGAAAACAUCUUGCUCGUAAUCGAUAACGCUGCCGCUAUGAAUCAACAAAUUGACGAUGAGAUCAACAGUUUGCGGGUUCAAGGCAUGGAAUUUCCCGAUUCUUAUAUAAGUUCCAUUGAGAAGCAAACAAAGAAUCGCCAAUGGCCGCUGUUGGACAUCGCACCACUGUCUUCUACGCAACAUAAUGCAUCAUCUGAGUUAGAGACUACCGCAAUAACAUCUAAAGAACCUGACAGAAAUCUGCCGCUAAUGUCAACUGCCGGAUUAUUUGAUACUUCUUUAAACAACGAUUUAGCCGAUAAUCAGUUUAAUUCAUCCUUAGGAGCGACUGCAUCUAUCAUCAACCGAUAUCGCACUGAGAGAAAGUCAUCUACUACAAAGUCGUCGGAUUUACCAAUAAAAGACACAAUUAAACCAUCGAUCCCACAAACUCAAUCCUAUACUAAUGCAAUACAAACGCUUAUAAAUAAUAGCAACGUAAGGGUAAAAAUAGCCGAUCUGGGAAAUGCUUGCUAUGAUUAUCAUCACUAUACGGAGGACAUCCAAACGCGGCAAUACCGAUCGGUAGAAGUUAUUCUUGGUGCACCGUAUAAUUUCAGUGCAGAUAUUUGGAGUACAGCGUGUCUCGCUUUCGAACUUGCCACUGGCGAUUACCUAUUCGACCCUCAUGCUGGCGAGAACUACUCUAGGGACGAAGACCAUCUAGCGCAUGUCAUAGAAUUACUAGGAGCAAUUCCACCCUCUCUUAUAUUUCGCGGGAAGCAUGGAUUAAAAUAUUUUACUAGUUAUGGAACCUUGCGUAACAUAACAAAACUUAAACCGUGGGGACUGUUGGACGUUUUAAUAGAAAAGUACGAAUGGGACCCAGAGAAUGCUAAAAAAUUUGCCGAAUUUCUAAUUCCUAUGCUGAAUUACAAUCCAAUCUUGAGAGCUUCGGCCGCUGAAUGUUUGAAACAUCCAUGGCUAAGCGAUACUGACUAAAAACAAAAUGAAAAAAACAUAACGACUGACUUGAAAAUUCGAAAUUUUUAUUAGCGAAAAAUAUUUAGAUUAAACUAUGUAGUUACGUACUUAUCUGUAAUUGAAUAUCAGUAAAAUAACAUAUUCAACAAACUUUAUUUUACCCAACUAAUAGGAGCGGAUUUGGAGAACGAUUUGAAUUGUGAUUCUUGAAAAACGUUAUUUCAUGUCCUUUUUUGUUAGAAAUUUUGUUGUUUUGGCCAAGCUAAAAGUUGUUAAUUUAUGGAAAUUGUUGCUCCCUCCCGGAGAGAGGUUAUACAUAUAUAAUUAGAAUUAGCCAUUAGUUCAUAUUAUAACAAUCAGUAGUUUGUCAUAUUCAUGAACGUAUUUUAUCCAUGGUUGAAAUCUACCUACGCGUUAUUAAAGGAUGACUGAACAUAUCUUGUUUACAAUGUUUGUAUUUAUACAACAAACACGGCAUAAACUCUAGACAAAUGAAUCAGCAUUGCUUUCGUAGAGUAGAGAGGAGCGAAACCCGUCAAAUCAUUUGUUUGCAACAUUCAAUUAGUUGGGUAUUAUAAAAUACACAAUUGGUUCUACAAAUCAUUUUAAAUUAUUUAAUUCAUGUAGAGUAAGAACAGUGCAGAAUAUUUAUAUGAAUAAAAAUAAUUCUCACAA
Hermetia illucens (black soldier fly) is the source of this 3516-nucleotide messenger RNA. Its product is annotated as SRSF protein kinase 3-like. Gene Ontology annotation, biological process: spliceosomal complex assembly; protein phosphorylation; regulation of mRNA processing. NCBI's taxonomy places the organism in Eukaryota, Metazoa, Arthropoda, Insecta, Diptera, Stratiomyidae. Bases 619 to 2859 code for a protein of 746 amino acids. The transcript is spliced from 7 exons. The record is from RefSeq and is a predicted model, not a curated record. Gene Ontology annotation, molecular function: protein kinase activity; ATP binding.